CGAAAGACAUACGUCUAGCUCCAAAUAAAAGGAAAAAGAAACAGGACUCUUUGUCUCAAUCUCUCUCCCGUUUCCCUGCCAGACUCCAUCCGCCGGAACUGAGCCGGAUCUGAGCCGUAGUUGCCGGACCCGCCGCGGUCGAAUCGGCGAGAGCGAGGGGCCUUCGAUUCUGCAGGCUUGGUUUCGAUUGAGGAGAUGGAGGCGCUGUCCACCAAUGGGCAGCCGAAAGCCCGGAUAACUCGUGAUAGAUCGACUUGUUUGGCCGCUCAAAUAAAAGCCUCACCUUGUCAACAAGGUGAUGAUUCUCAAUGUGACGAAAUAACGGGAUCACAGGUCCUUCCAGAGGAUAUCCUUCAUCAUAUACACACUCUCAUGCCAAUGCAAGCUGCCGCUCAGGCCGCCUGUGUGUCUCGUGGUUUUCUGUGUUCUUGGAGAUGCUAUCCAGAGCUCAUCAUUUCUAUUGACUCACUAGGCAUAAAGGAUGAUAGAUCUAAAAAAGAUGAAAUAACUAGGGAUUUUAUCAGUAGAGUUGACCACAUUAUGCAGAACCACUCUGGCAUGGGGGUGAAGAAGUUUAGCCUUAACACCUACCCUUGUUCCAAUCUGGAUCCUAGUUAUGUUGACCGCUGGCUUCAAGUUGCUGUUACACCCGGGAUUAAGGAAUUUGAACUGUCAAUGUUCGAAUGGGGUGAUAUAAAGUACGACUUCCCGUGUUCUUUUUUAUCUGGUGAACGGAGAAGCUCCAUUCAGUCAUUUCUUCUUCAUGAAUGUUCUUUUCACUCUGCGGCGCAAGUUGGUUCCAUGAGGAGCUUGAAAACUUUGGAUUUGCACUCGGUCCACGUUACUGGGGAGGAGCUAUAUGGUUUUCUGUCCAAUUCUUGUGCUUUGGAGCAGUUUGUCCUUUCCAACUGCGAGGAUAUCGUUUUCUUGAAGAUACCUUGUCUGUUGCUGCAGCUUAAAAUCUUAGACGUGUUUGGCUGUCAAAAGCUGGAGAUGAUUGACAGCAAUGCCCCAAAGCUCUCCACUUUCUCUUAUAUAGGGCACCCAAUACAUAUCUCGCUUGGAGAUGCAUUGCAAGUGAAGAAUGUAAAACUUCUUCGUGAUUAUACAUCUGACGCACUAUAUUAUGCCAGUACCAAACUUCCAUUCAUCGUGCCGAAUGUCCAAACCCUUGUUCUGGCAACGGGACAUGAGACGGUCAACACACCAGCAGCGAUUGGCAAAUUCCUCCACCUCAAGUACUUGGAGAUAGUGGCGGUAGCACCAAAAUUUUCCGAAGACUAUGAUUUUUACUCUCUGGUUUCUUUUCUUGAUGCUUCUCCCGCACUGGAGACUUUCAUCUUACGUAUUGAGAUUCCAACCAUAAGGUCCGAUUCGAUUGUUGAAGAUUCGGAUGGUGAUUCCUCGCAUCAACGGUGCCUUUCAGAACGCUGCCAUGAUAACCUCAAGAAUGUGAUGAUAACCGGCUUUUGCUCUGCAAAGAGCAUGAUCGCGCUUACGAUCCAUAUCAUCGAGAAAACAAAGUGGCUGGAGUGCCUUACAUUAGACACUACCCGUGGCCAUGACAGGAGGUUUGUCAAUGUUGACAAAUGCUUGCGGCUGAAAAAGGAUGCGCUUUUGGAGGCUGAAAAGGCCCGCAUCGCCAUUCGGAGAUAUGUCGAGGGGAGGGUGCCCCAUGCUGUGAAGCUAAAGGUUAUUGAGCCGUGCAGCAAGUGCAUUUGCUGACAAUUCUUAGGUGCUUCCAAGCUAUGUUAUGCAUACUUGUGUAAUUAUUUAUGGAUUGUGUUAAAAGAUGUGAACUCUGUAUCUCUGCCAAACAGCAUGAUUGUCAAACAUUAUCUAUCUAUUUAAGCAAUGUGCCCCGUUCAUAA
This is a messenger RNA of Phragmites australis (common reed), 1871 nucleotides long. RefSeq lists its product as uncharacterized. Bases 196 to 1725 code for a protein of 509 amino acids. The record is from RefSeq and is a predicted model, not a curated record. The transcript has 5 exons. NCBI's taxonomy places the organism in Eukaryota, Viridiplantae, Streptophyta, Magnoliopsida, Poales, Poaceae.